Ricinus communis (castor bean) is the source of this 4129-nucleotide messenger RNA. Its product is annotated as protein ENHANCED DOWNY MILDEW 2. The coding region runs from base 148 to 3897 and encodes 1249 amino acids. The transcript has 19 exons. The record is from RefSeq and is a predicted model, not a curated record. Lineage: Eukaryota; Viridiplantae; Streptophyta; Magnoliopsida; Malpighiales; Euphorbiaceae.
CAAAUUUGCCGCAAUAGGGAUGACACUGCAAGCUAUUAUUGUUGCCAAAAUAAAUAAGAAAUCGAACCAAUUAAUAGCCCAAAAGCUUCCUCUUCAAUUUCUGGACUUGUUACUAUAUAAUUGCGGUCAUUAAUCACGUCUUGGGACAUGGCAUCAUCAGAUGAUGAGGCUGAUAGUGGGCCACAGUCUGUUUCGAAUUACCAUUUUGUAGAUGAUGAGGAUGCUCCUAUUUCAUUCUCCUUGUUGCCAUUUCAAUGGAGUGAAAGUGAGAGUGUUGGUGAACAGAAUAAGCAUCAGAUUUUCUUGCAUGGUUCUGUAGAUAAUGGACUUAGGACAAUACACAUGGAAGUUAUAGCAUGGAAAUUUGAUCUGUUGAAUGCAAUUCCGAGUAUAUCAGUGAUUACCAAGGACAAGAAUUGGAUCAAACUGGAAAAACCAAGGAAGAGCUUUGAGAAAAUAAUUAGAACAGAAUUGAUUACAGUGCAUUGUCUUCAUUAUGCAAGGAAAUAUCCGGAAGCAUCUAAGAAAUCUGUGUGGGACCACUUGUCCAAGGUUUUCAGCUUGUAUGAUGUUAGAUUUACCCAGAAUGACUUGGUGGACCACAUGGCUUUAAUCUCUGAAGCUGUUAAACGGGAUGACUCCUUAGCAAAGUCGAAGUUUCUACUUGCGUUUCUUGAGGAAAAGCCAAGGAAGAGAAGGCCUUCUAAUGAGGAUAUACAAACUACAGAUAUGUCUGGGUUUAUAGUUGAUGAUGUGGAUGAUGACAUGUUUGAAGAUGUAGAAGAAGAUGGGGAAGAAGAAGAAGAAGAUUCUGUUUGCACAUUUUGUGACAAUGGUGGAGAGCUUUUGUGUUGUGAUGGAAGUUGCAUGAGGUCUUUCCAUGCAACAAAAGAGGCUGGCGAAGAGUCCAUGUGUGUGUCUCUUGGUUUUACAGAGAGGGAAGUUGAAGCAACUGAGAGGUUUUACUGUAAGAAUUGUGAAUAUAAGCAGCAUCAGUGCUUUGCUUGUGGAGAGUUGGGCUCCUCUGAUAAAUUAUCUGGUGCAGAGGUGUUUCGCUGUGCCAAUGCAACCUGUGGUUACUUUUAUCACCCAAGUUGUAUUGCAAAAUUACUUCACCAAGAGGAUGAAGUUGCUGCUAAGGAGCUUCAGAAAAAGAUUGCUGCAGGGAAGGAGUCAUUUACGUGCCCCAUUCAUAAGUGCUGUGUCUGUAAACAAGGAGAGAAUAAGAAGAUAAGGGAGCUGCAGUUUGCUGUGUGCAGGCGCUGCCCCACAUCUUACCACCGUAAAUGCAUGCCAAGUGAGAUUGUUUUUGAAAAGAAAAAAGGAGAAGAAGAAAUUAGGGCGUGGGAGGAUCUAUUACCCAACCGUAUACUCAUAUAUUGCUUAAAGCACGAGAUCAUUGAUUACCUUGGAACUCCAAUCAGAGACAUAAGAUUCCCUGAUAUCGAAGAAAAGAAGAAAACACAGAUAUCAGAUUUGCCUGGAAGCUCAGAGAAAGAUUUGGCAAAGAAGAGAAGGCUUACCUCAGAAGAUUUGUUUUCAGGAGAUGCCGUUAUUAAAAAAGUCAAAGACUCAUCUUCUGGUGCAAGAAAGGUUACAAAUAUCAAAAAAAGCGAAAAAUUAUCACCCGGAUCAACAUUUUUGAGGAGAGUGAAAGAAAGGGAUGCAUCCAGAAAGUCCUUAAAAGAAAAGAUGAAGUCUACCUCAAUAGAGCUAGAUAGGUCUGCAACAGCUAAUUUAAACAAGACCUCUCUGGGUGACAAAUUGUUUGACAUCAUGAAAAGGUCUGAACAAGUACAUAAUGGGAAGAAGGACGUGCAUACUAACGAAAUCGAUAAACCUGUGACAGUUAAGGCUUCUACCAAGUUGAGCGAUGAACUGCCUUCAUUAGAUGCUGACACAGAAAGGAGACUGUUGGCUUUAAUGAAAGAGUCUUCUUCGUUAAUAAGUAUGGAAGAUGUCAGGAAAACGCAUCAGGUUCAUAUUCCAUCAACACAUGCAUAUUCAUUAAGAACUGUUUGUGAGAAGGCAAUUACGGCAGGAAAGGUGGAAGGUGCAGUUGAGGCUGUUAGAACAGCUUUAAAGAAGCUGGAGGAUGGAUGCAGCACAGAAGAUGCCAAGGCUGUUUGUGGACCAGCGAAUCUGAGUCAGGUUUUUAAGUGGAAGAGCAAGCUUAGAGUGUAUCUUGCACCGUUUCUAAACGGAAUGCGGUAUACAUCCUUUGGCCGCCAUUUCACAAAAGUAGAAAAGCUUGAAGAGAUCACCAAUUUGCUCCAUUGGUAUGUAGAAGAUGGUGAUACGAUUGUCGACUUCUGUUGUGGUGCUAAUGAUUUUAGUUGCCUAAUGAAAAAGAAGCUUGAACAGACCAGGAAGACGUGCUCAUACAAAAAUUAUGAUGUUAUUCAACCUAAGAAUGACUUCAAUUUUGAGAAGAGGGAUUGGAUGACUGUUCGUCCAGAAGAGCUGCCAAAAGAGGGUUUGAUCAUGGGAUUAAAUCCUCCUUUUGGGGUUAAAGCAGCUUUGGCUAACAAGUUCAUCAAUAAGGCUCUUGAAUUUAAACCAAAACUUCUCAUCCUGAUUGUUCCACCUGAAACAGAAAGGUUAGACAAAAAGGAUUCACCUUAUAAUCUUGUUUGGGAAGAUGAUCGGUUUGUGUCAGGAAAGUCCUUUUAUCUGCCAGGUUCCAUAGAUGAGAAUGACAAACGAAUGGAUCAGUGGAACCUAACUACACCACCACUUUAUCUUUGGAGCCGUCCUGAUUGGCAUGAAAAACACUUGGCCAUAGCUCAAAAGCAAGGUCACUUAUCUGGGCAACGAGAAGGAUCAUCUUCAAAAGAAAAUUACCCUGAAACCAUGACCUAUGACCAUCCUUUGGAGGUUUACUCUUCCAAAGCUGAUGCUUCAGAGCUGACAGAUGAUGAUCGCCUUGUGCAAAAUAAAGAAUUAAAAGAACCAAAUGAUAACAUUAGUGUGGCUGAAGGUAGUAAAGAAUGCUCCCCUCAUGACAAUGGCAGCAGAGAAAGUGAAGAUAGUUAUGGUCCUGAGAGAAGCCAGUCAAAGGAGAAGACUUUGAGGAAAAGAAAGCAUGGUGAAGAUAAGCUUGGCAGAGGAACAAGUGAGAAAUUGCCGAAGACCAGACAGACUGGUGCAAAGCCUCCUAGAAGCAAUACAUACAGGGGAAUACGUCAUUGUUCUCCACCCAAGAUGGUCAACAGUAGAUCCUCACAGGAAGGUCUGACAUCCAGAUCCUUCGAAAUGACCCCACAUGCAGAAGUUGGCAAGACUAGUUCUCCAAAUUUUGAGUCCGGCAUGUUUAGUUCACAUAUGCCGUCUGGUACAGCUUGUGGCAAUUUGACCAGCAAUCAUGAUGGUGUGGGUAGGAAAUUCAGCAUGAACAGUGAUGAGUAUUUGCAGGGCAUUCAUGGAUUUUCCCAUCCCAACUUGGAUGAACGAUCUACAGGGCCCAUCAGAGAGAGCACAGAGAACAUUGGUUAUAGAUCUUAUGUUAUGGGGUUAAGGGAGUCGGAUUUAAGAUCACAAGUUCAACAAUAUGGGCAACAUCCUGAUUCUUCUGCUCAAAGAAAUUUUCAUGACCCAGGGUAUGGCCGGAUGGGGUCGGCUCCGUCUAUGCUUUACAGGCACUUAGGUACACCCUCAGAUCCUCUAUACAGGAUGAACACGUCUGCUAUGCAGCGGUAUGCACCUCGACUAGAUGAAUUGAACCAUACGAUGAUGGGCGACUUUAGUCCUGAUCCAUCAAUGAUGCAUAGAAAUGGCAUGUACAAUCCUAGACCGCCUCAACCUCCACCUGGUUACCAUAUUGACUCGAUGAACUUUGCCCCAGGCCCUCAUCGCCCUUACUCGCACCAUAAUUCUGCAGGUUGGCUUAACGAGUAGUUAUAUGCUGCCAUUAGAGGCAUUCUGCAGUACAUGGUUUCAGAAUUACUUGUUACCUGUAGCUGGAUUUUGUUCUUCUGCUUUAAACUUUGUAUGUAUGCGACUCCUCUUUCCUAGUUAUAUACCAUUGAACUCGGGGUAUAUGUCCUUACUAUUAAUAAGGCUUUAACUUAAGAGAUGUACCGAAUUUUAGACUUCAAUCCGAUGAUAUGAAACUUAACGUAGCGCCAUA